AUGAGGACGCGUCGGAUAAAUAUAUUUAGUUUGCAAGAUAAAUCUCCUACGCUCUCAUGGCCGCGCCCUCAGCAAAGACCUUUCCGUGGUGUUUGUAAUGUGGUUUUUGUCGAUACAAUGACUGAGUCUGAGGCGGGGAGUUCUCAAGGCUCCAACACGACGAAAAACCUUGUUCUCGCGAGCUUCGGGAGACCAAGGAACCAAGGAGACGCCAACACGGCGAUCAACUUCAGGAUUUAUCAAGCGUGA
Molecule: messenger RNA, 249 nt
Organism: Laccaria bicolor S238N-H82
Lineage: Eukaryota; Fungi; Basidiomycota; Agaricomycetes; Agaricales; Hydnangiaceae
Exons: 2
Coding region: 1-249 (82 amino acids)
Source: RefSeq, a predicted model, not a curated record